UCCUGUUUGUUAAAGGCAUGCUGGCUACCGCAUUCAAGAGAGCCUUUCCGUAACAAAGGAAAGAGAUAAAUGUAAAUAAGCUCACAUUUUCAGAAUGAGCGGUUUGUUAUAAGAGCUUCAGCAGCCCAGACAGAGUUUGUUACUUUGGGCUGGGCUAACCUUUCCCUGUAAAAAAUAGUGGAUUAAAAUAUGCACUUCUCAAGUGCAAGUUGCCCAUUUACAUCUUUCUUAGCUAAUUGUCUACAGCCAUGAGCACAUUCUUUCAUCUUGCACACUCUUUCUUGGGGAGGAAAAUAUUUCUUACCAGUCUCUAGUCUCAAAGUGGUGAACCCUGCAGCCAGCAGGCCUUCUGAAAAACAAAAACAAAAACAAAAGCAAAUCCAUGGGUGACAGAAGAUUCAUUGACUUUCAAUUUCAAGAUUUAAAUUCAAGCUUCAGACUCAGGUUAGGCAAUGCUACUGCCAAUAAUACUUGCAUUGUUGAUGAUUCCUUCAAGUAUAAUCUGAACGGCGCUGUCUACAGUGUUGUAUUCAUCCUGGGUCUGAUAACCAACAGUGCCUCUCUGUUUGUCUUCUGCUUCCGCAUGAAAAUGAGAAAUGAGACUGCUAUUUUCAUCACCAAUCUGGCCCUUUCUGAUUUGCUCUUUGUCUGCACUCUACCUUUCAAAAUUUUUUACAAUUUCAACCGUCAUUGGCCUUUUGGUGACACCCUUUGCAAGAUCUCUGGGACUGCAUUCCUCACCAACAUCUAUGGGAGCAUGCUAUUUCUCACCUGUAUUAGUGUGGAUCGUUUCCUGGCCAUUGUCUAUCCCUUCCGAUCUCGUACCAUUAGGACAAGGAGGAAUUCUGCCAUUGUGUGUGCUGGAGUCUGGAUCCUAGUCCUCAGUGGUGGUAUUUCAGCCUCUUUGUUCUCCACCACUAAUGUCAACAAUGCAACCACCACCUGCUUUGAGGGCUUCUCCAACCGUGUCUGGAAGACUUAUCUGUCCAAGAUCACCAUAUUUAUUGAAGUUGUUGGUUUCAUCAUUCCUCUGAUAUUGAAUGUCUCUUGCUCUUCCGUGGUGCUAAGAACCCUCCGCAAGCCUGCUACACUGUCUCAAAUUGGGACCAAUAAGAAAAAAGUGCUGAAGAUGAUCACAGUGCAUAUGGCAGUCUUUGUGGUAUGCUUUGUACCCUAUAACUCUGUCCUCUUCCUGUAUGCCCUGGUGCGAUCCCAAGCCAUUACCAAUUGUUUGUUGGAAAGAUUUGCAAAGAUUAUGUACCCAAUCACCUUGUGCCUUGCAACUUUGAACUGUUGCUUUGAUCCUUUCAUCUAUUACUUCACCCUUGAGUCUUUUCAGAAGUCCUUCUACAUCAAUACCCAUAUCAAGAUGGAGUCCCUGUUUAAGACUGAAGCACCUCUGACCACAAAGCCUUCCCGUCCAGCUAUUCAAGAAGAGGUUAGUGAUCAAACAACACAUAAUGGUGGUGAAUUGAUGUUAGAAUCCACCUUUUAAGUAAUGAGAACUGUCUUUAGGUGUAGAUAUGGUUUUUCCUCUGCUAUGAACAAGACAGUUUGGAGCUAAUGAUACUGAAAAUAGAUUAAUGUACUGAAUACAGUCAGAUACAUUUAUUUGAAUGUUUAUUGUGCAUAUGCUGUUUUGUUCAAUAAUUAUAGGUCAGGUCUAAUUACAACAACCAAAAGAGAUUGACAAACUUAUGCUGGGUUGUAAUUUCAUUGCACCACAUUAUAUAAGUAGCCAGCCAGUGACCUUGACUUUAGUGAUAUGGAGAUGAUUUUAAAAAUUUUAAUAAAGGUAUUUCUACUCUGACAAUAUUUGAUAAUUAGGUUGGGCCUAUAAAUAUGGAACAAAUUCAGGGAUUAUUUAAAAAAAGUCUUUGUGUUACUACUGAUACAUGUUAGUUUUUUUUUUCCUUUUUUGUAUUGUCAUAGAGUACA
Molecule: messenger RNA, 1938 nt
Organism: Mustela erminea (ermine)
Lineage: Eukaryota; Metazoa; Chordata; Mammalia; Carnivora; Mustelidae
Gene: LPAR4
Product: lysophosphatidic acid receptor 4
Exons: 2
Coding region: 383-1495 (370 amino acids)
Biological process (GO): positive regulation of Rho protein signal transduction; phospholipase C-activating G protein-coupled receptor signaling pathway
Cellular component (GO): membrane
Molecular function (GO): lysophosphatidic acid receptor activity
Source: RefSeq, a predicted model, not a curated record